AAUUCGUUAUCACAAUACAAAACCAUAAGCAUAAAGCAGCUUGGAUUGCAAGCUUAAUACCUACUGGCUACUCGUGCUCAUGUUCAAAUAACGAAUGUUUUUUAAUUUUUAUAUUUAUUUAAGACUUGAAUAAAAAAUCAAACGAAUUGACAAUGACUGGUUUUGGUUUCAAUGCACCAGCAUCAACCAGCUUUGGAUUUGGAAUGAAUACUCAAACUACGUCCAGUCCAUUUGGCUUUGGAGGUACAACAACAUCUACUGCUGCUCCUUCAUUUGGAUUCGGUGCACCUACAUCAGCAGGUCCUACUUCUACACCUUCUUUUGGGUUUGGAACAGUAACUACUAGUGCUACACCAUCUUUUGGAUUUGGAUCCAGUACAAAUACAACACCAGCAUUUGGAGGAUUUGGUUCAUCCACUGUGCCAGCCACUCAAUCUCAGUCAAUCUUUUCAGGUCUAGGACAAUCCCAACCAGUUGCAUCGAUUGCCCCUUCUUUCGGAGGAUUCGGGGCAUCAUUUGGAGCAAAACCUUUCGGUACUACUACAUCAUUUGCACUUGGUCAACCAUCUGCAUCUACUCAAGGGAUUAGUAAUCAACUGUUGCAUCAGCACCAGCAACAGCAACCAACUUCAAACACUAAUGAUAUAGUAAUAAAUUCUAUUGUAAAUUGUAAAUUAUUUGGUGAUGAAAGAGAUCAAAUUAUUUGUAAGCUUAAUUUGUUACAAGCUUGUUGGGGUACAGGAAAAGGUUAUUAUGCACUAAAUAAUACUCCACCUGUUGAGUAUACUCCUCAAAAUCCACUUUGUCGUUUUAAAGCAAUUACUUACAGUGUGAAACCAACAUCGUCAAGCCGAGAUGCUCUUGUAACUAUUAUAAUAAAUAAAAAAAUGGAUGACAUAAGAAAACAAGAAGUGCAACUUACAUCAAAUUUAUUUGCUAUUUUUGGAAGUAAACCAAAUUUAAGUGUACAUUUAGACACUUUAAAAUGGUAUACCGAGACAAAAUCUAUGGCAUUGAUAUACGUCGAAGAGAAACUAGAAAAUGGUCAUACAAAAAGGAUUACAAAUAACGAUCUAGUGAACUACUUAAUGCAACCAUCACCUAAGCAACAAUUAACGACUAUGGGCGUAGAAAAUGUAUUUCCAUAUGCAGGGUUUACUGAAGAGAAUUUACGGGAUUAUUAUGAACAUCCUCCUGCUGGUAUUGAUUUAAGAGUAUGGAAACAAGCCCAAGCUGACAACCCAAAUCCCGCAGUGUUUAUCCCUGUACCAAUUGUGGGAUUUUCAGAACUAUGUUGGAAGUAUAAAUGUCAUAGUGAACAAGUGAAUGUACAUAAAUUGGCACUUAAUAGUAUCUCUGAUCGACUGAGCGAACUAGCUAGGAAGAAGACACGAGUGGAAUCAAAGCUUGAUCAAUAUAUGGAUAAAAUGGACCAAUUAACACAUAGAAUUGUCAAAGUAUUGGUUGGACAAAUGGUGAUACUAAAUGCUGGCAUGGCUCUCAGACCAGAAGAAGAAACCAUUAAAAACCAAUUAGAAGUUUUAUAUAAUGAUAUUAAUUCGCCAUUAAGAUUCCAAGGAAAACUGACUGAGAUAGCCACUCUUGUUCGAUUGAAGAACUCAGAACUAUCAGAAGAUUCAAAAAAUAAUACUGGUUACAUACCACAAGUAGCUGAAGAAAUUAAAAAUUUUUUGGAAUUACAACAGAGAAUGAUAACAGAAAUGCAAACGGUUGUCACAGAAGAUAUUAAUUCAAUAAAACUGAUGAAAGAAACAUUAAGUAAUGUAAAAUAAAUUAUAAUAUAAUCAAACAAGUUCAAUUUAAUGUAAAUAAAAUCAAAGCCAUUGUUUGUAUUUAAUAUUUAUACUAUUUAUUUUAAAUAGAAAAUUAUUGUAAUUAGGUAAGUAAUAUAACAGUAAAUUAUAGAUAGGCUUUCCUCUCUACCCCUCCUACAUUGAGCCCUUUAUUAUCUACUGAGGUGAAUUUAGUCCAUGAAACCCAAGGCUUUGAAUUAAAGUUUUGUAAUAUAAUUAUUUUCAAUGUGGCUAAAUUUUAUGGAGCAAUAAAAAAUUAAUACAGUAA
This is a messenger RNA of Adelges cooleyi (spruce gall adelgid), 2082 nucleotides long. RefSeq names its product probable nucleoporin Nup54 (gene Nup54). Gene Ontology annotation, cellular component: nuclear pore; nuclear pore central transport channel. Gene Ontology annotation, molecular function: structural constituent of nuclear pore. NCBI's taxonomy places the organism in Eukaryota, Metazoa, Arthropoda, Insecta, Hemiptera, Adelgidae. The record is from RefSeq and is a predicted model, not a curated record. The transcript has 10 exons. Gene Ontology annotation, biological process: NLS-bearing protein import into nucleus; nuclear pore organization; protein localization to nuclear inner membrane. The coding region runs from base 153 to 1793 and encodes 546 amino acids.